AUGGGUAAAAUGGGUUUCACUAGUUUUGGCAGUAAGGCAAGGCCUUAUGUGUUAACAGUGGCAGUUCAAUUUGGGUUUGCAGGAACAUCCAUAAUCUCCAUGGCCAGUUUCAAUAUGGGAAUGAGUCGUUUUGUGUUCAUUGUUUAUCGUAAUAUCAUUGCUGCAAUUGCCCUUGCUCCUUUUGCAUGCUUUUUUGAAAGGAAACUUAGGCCAAAGAUGACUAUCUCUAUCUUUUGGCACAUAAUGGCGCUUGCAUUUUUGGAGGCAGUGAUUGAUCAAGGAUUCACAUAUUUGGGAUUGCAAUAUACAUCAGCUUCAUUUACAUCGAUUUUGUUGAAUACUGUGCCUUCCAUUACCUUUUUCUUAGCGUUAAUUUUCAGGAUUGAACGAGUAAAUAUUAAGCAGAUACGAAGCAUAGCAAAGGUGAUUGGGACAUUAGUAACAUUUGCAGGUGCAUUAUUGAUGACAAUUUACAAAGGACCACAAAUCCACCUUUUUUAUUCUCCAAAAACAUCUCAUCAUCAUGCUGGAAGUCACGACACUCAAACUCAUACACAUUGGAUCUCAGGAACACUCUUUAUAUUAUUGGGUUGUUUCGCUUGGUCGUCUUUUUUUAUAUUACAGUCGAUAACGUUGAAAAAGUAUUCGGCUGAAAUGUCACUGUCUACCUUAAUUUGCUUAGUUGGUGCUUUCCAAAGUAGCGCGGUGGCGUUGGUGGUGGAGCGUCACUCAGGUGCGGGAGUUUGGGCUCUUGGUUGGGACUUUAGACUCUAUGGCCCUCUCUACACGGGAAUAAUUACCUCAGGAUUAACAUAUUAUGUGCAAGGGUUGGUAUUGCAAAGCAAAGGUCCGGUAUUUUUCACAGCAUUUAAUCCUCUUUGUAUGAUCCUCACUUGUGCUUUGGGCUCCUUUCUUUUUGCAGAACAACUCCACUUGGGCAGUAUCAUUGGAGCAGUGAUUAUUGCGAUGGGUCUUUAUUCAGUGGUAUGGGGUAAAGCCAAAGAUUAUUCAUCAGCCACUACUACUAUGCCACUAUCCUCAGUUACAAUGAAGCAAAGUGAGACUCAACAACUUCCAAUUACUUCAUCUGAUCAUAACUAA
Messenger RNA from Vicia faba (fava bean), 1101 nucleotides. The record is from the annotation of a GenBank genome assembly. Lineage: Eukaryota; Viridiplantae; Streptophyta; Magnoliopsida; Fabales; Fabaceae.